GCGAGAAUCACCGCUUAACAGUUAUUCAGCUCAACUCGACCGCACGGUACCACGCAUACUUGACCAUCUCCUCGCCACCCCUCUCAUCGGCGUCACAACCCUCCUACCAGAGCUUUUCCGCCAGCGCUUGCGCCCACCCCUUCUAGAGCGAAGGCUGCCCUAGUGCAAGAAUGGUAUUCUUACGAGACGUUUCCGAUCGUUUCUGGAGCUAUGUCUCGCCGCGCAAGACUCAGCAGCGUCGGGAGAAACCAUUUAAGGUCCCGGCUCUCCCACAACCAGUCAAAACGCCUCAUGCUAUCAAGAAGGAAGAGCGACGCACCGAGUCAAUGAGCCCUACCACACGAGUAAAGAGUUGGCAUGUCAAAACUCCUGGCUCAAGCGCUUCCACGGAUGAGGCAGACCGACUGCCCUCGCCAACUUCCCUAGAACGACCGUAUACCGAUUUCGAGGGCGACACCCUCAUCGAUGACAUGGUCGAGGCGAUUGACGACCAAGAAGCCUUCGACGCCAAUGAGGAGACAUUUGUCGUUGAUGAGGCAAAAUAUAUGGAUGAGCAGAAAGCUUAUGACGCGGAUACUGAGCGGCAGAGGCGUGAUAAGCAGGGCCGGGAGCUCCGUGCCGUGGGGUGGACAGAGGAUGCAGUCUUUCUCUUCCAAAAGCUGGGUAUGCGGGGCUUCGAGCCACUCAUGCCAAAGGAAUGGAUGAACGAUUUCAUUAUGCUGCCGACGAAUCUGUUCACUCCUAACAUGGACAAGGCGUUCAUCAAGCCAACAUUCGGUCGCGACUAUCAUGCCCAAAAGGCACUAAAAGAACUCUUCGAGCUAGGAGGCCGUGCCCGUGACGCUAUCCUGCAGAAGGUAGAGAUCCGCACAGCAGAGGAUCACCUCCGCCGAGCCGUCCGCAAGUACAACAAGUGGGCCGUGAAAGAUGGAGGGCUCGAAAAUAUAUGGCACAGCCUCUCCCUUUUCGACAUCGUCAGCCUCAGCAAAGACACUUCUCCCGCUAUUCUACAGGAGAAAAUGCUACACAAGCUCGCAAAGCUUGCAGCCCUUUGGCGAGAUGCGUUUCGUGCCCGUUCCACGCAGCCAGCUAGCGAGUCCGAGGACUUAGAAACUAAUUGCCGCGAUAGUCAGGAUCUACCCACUCUGUAUGGAAUCAUUGCCUCGCACACUAUUAUGGCAAUUGUCAGCUACGACGCCAUGGCCGCUAAUCCUUCUCUUCGGACAGUCGCCAUCUUUGACUUCGGCCAAGAAGACUACGACGUCUGGAAUAGUCUCGCAAUCGCCAUUAUGGUUAUCCAUUGCCGCAAUCGGAUGAGGGAGCUUCAAGAGUUUCUGCCAGAGCCGGAGGCGAAGGCCGAGAGCGAUCCCGACGUGUAGGCUCUUACAGCUACUCUAAAUCCAUUCUGCAGGACUGCUCGGAAGGGAGAGAGUAAUUUUGAAAAGGAAAUGUUGCAUGAAUAACGAUUUCUAAGUGUCGGCGUUACGGUUUCUUUCCGAUAUACCCUGGUGUGGUUUUGAAGUAGGCGGUAGCGACGAUUUUGGAGUGCAUCUUGGGGCGUGAGGUCAACAGACUUCCUGACGUUUCGUUGGCUGCUAGGCUCGUUAGGGAAGGGAGAUUCGGCAGUCGCGUCUCAGGCCAGUCAUCUCAUCGUUUGCUGUAUUGACGUUG
Molecule: messenger RNA, 1671 nt
Organism: Lindgomyces ingoldianus
Lineage: Eukaryota; Fungi; Ascomycota; Dothideomycetes; Pleosporales; Lindgomycetaceae
Exons: 2
Coding region: 171-1379 (402 amino acids)
Source: RefSeq, a predicted model, not a curated record